GACUCGGCGGCUGCUGUCGUGAGGCAAAUCUCGCGAUAUUUGUUGCCGCCGGUGGGCGCGAGCCGCGGCUUGGUUCUGGCGGGCACUUUUAGCUCUGUUUGUCGCCUGCUCUGCAUCAUUGCCUGGAACCUCUGGGCCUAGUAGCAUGACGUCUGCUUUGGAGAACUACAUCAACCGAACUGUUGCUGUUAUUACUUCUGAUGGGAGAAUGAUUGUGGGAACACUGAAAGGUUUUGACCAAACCAUUAAUUUGAUUUUGGAUGAAAGCCAUGAACGAGUAUUUAGCUCUUCACAGGGAGUAGAGCAAGUAGUACUAGGACUAUACAUUGUAAGAGGUGACAAUGUUGCUGUCAUUGGAGAAAUUGAUGAAGAGACAGAUUCUGCGCUUGACUUGGGGAAUAUACGAGCAGAACCUCUAAAUUCUGUAGCACACUGAGGAAAAACUACGUAUAUUGGACAUCUAAAUCUUGUACAGAAACCAGUUAUUCUGAGGAAGAUGUUUGGAAUUUUUAGGAACAUGUAAUUGUGAAUUUUGACUUCAUAUUGAUUCAGUGUAAUAUGUAAAUUAAAAUAUUUCUACAUUUUUAUUGAAAAAAUAUUUUGCCUAAAUUAUAAGUGUGGUGGCUUGGUUUUAUUUUUCUCUUAAAUGAUGUGGAAAUCUAUUGAUUCUGAAAACGUAGAAAAAAUCAGUACUGUGAUAUUUUAAUAUUUAUGAAAAACUAGUUGAAAAGAGAAAUGUUGCAUUAUAUAAAUUGUGCACACAAAUAACCUCAGUAGUGCAAGCUAUAUGUGUUUUUUUCAUAAUUUUUUUUUUUUUUUUUUUAAAGAAAGUCACUAGACAGUAUAUCUUGUCUUCUACAGGUAUUCAAGCCAUUGGCAUUUAUCCCACUGAACUAGUGGUGGUUUACCAGUACUUUAAAAAGUUGCUCCCUAGCACUCAGAGAUGUGGUUAAAAUGUCUUUAAUCGAGCAAAGAAAAAGUACUAAUAAAAAUUUAAUAAAUUGGGCCAAAAAUUAGAACUGAAUAUUAAAGAUGACCAGGAAAGAUAGAACUGAUUAAAAAGAUUGUUGGUAAAAUCCUUGGAUGGCCCACCCAAUGCAUUAGAUCUGAAAGUAAUAUGAAUACAUUAAUAAUGAAUUUUAUAAACUGUUUUAUUCGAAAAUAUAAAUUCCAUUGUAGCUUUUAAUUUUUAAGAAUUUUAAGAUUUCUAAUAUUGAAAAUUUUACUGUUGUUAAAUGUGGGUAUGUAAACCUUUAGUCUAAUUUGGAGCAAUGCUUGCUAUUGCCAACAACUUUCCUACUUCUCUAAACCUGAUCUCAGAAAUAAACUUGUUUUUUGAAAGAA
This is a messenger RNA of Marmota monax (woodchuck), 1344 nucleotides long. RefSeq names its product LSM8 homolog, U6 small nuclear RNA associated (gene Lsm8). The transcript is spliced from 4 exons. The record is from RefSeq and is a predicted model, not a curated record. Gene Ontology annotation, molecular function: RNA binding. NCBI's taxonomy places the organism in Eukaryota, Metazoa, Chordata, Mammalia, Rodentia, Sciuridae. Gene Ontology annotation, cellular component: U4/U6 x U5 tri-snRNP complex; U6 snRNP; precatalytic spliceosome. Gene Ontology annotation, biological process: mRNA splicing, via spliceosome. Bases 146 to 436 code for a protein of 96 amino acids.